AUGGAGUUGGGAGGAAGACGCCAUACAGUGAGACAACAAAUGUCACAGUUCAAGGAGAAGAUCAGGGCCUGGUGGAGCGGGAGCGGGAUCGACUAUAAGUCUAGGCUGGAAGAAAUAUGGCCUACACAUGAGAGGCCAUGGCGUCAGCUGCAUCCCUAUUCAGACUUGGCCAUCGAUGUGGAGACUGAGCAAAGCACUCGACGCCUGGAAAUUGGUGGAUCGUUUGAGGACGUCCCGGCGAGGCAUCUAUCCGCGCCAGUACCCGGGCCGAUUUGCCUCUUCCGUCCAACAAUUGCUUCAUGUUUCACGGGGAUAUUCACCCAGCACCAACAGCAGGAUGAGGAGUGUCAGUAUGCGAAGGAUGUUCAGCGACGAUCAUGCUUUCCGGAGGUCAGGAUUGGCCACGGAUCUUCAAGCCUGUAA
Coccidioides immitis RS is the source of this 423-nucleotide messenger RNA. RefSeq lists its product as uncharacterized. The transcript has 3 exons. NCBI's taxonomy places the organism in Eukaryota, Fungi, Ascomycota, Eurotiomycetes, Onygenales, Onygenaceae. The record is from RefSeq and is a predicted model, not a curated record. The coding region runs from base 1 to 423 and encodes 140 amino acids.